CCUUGCUGGACGGAGGCGACGCGCACCUACCAGGUUCUCGGAAAGUGGCCGGAGGCCCUCUGGAAGCAGCGGAAGGUCACGUCGGAGCAGUACGAGAAGUACCUGUACCUCAGUCGUGACGGGGUUCUGGCGCGGAAGAGGAACCUUGAUGCGGUCAAAGAGCAGGAGGCUUCCCUUGCUGAGGCCGCACUCAUUGAAGCCACGACACGCCGGGUGCGGGCCAAUGCUGCUCUGUACCGGCCCUUCCCUCCUGUGGCUGCUGCACAAGCCUGGCUGGCCCUGUUCCUGCAGGACCGUCUACGCUACCCUCUACUCGUGGUCCGGGGUGCUUCCCACACUGGCAAGACGGAGUGGGUGAAGUCACUCUUCAAGAACGCUCUGGAACUCAAGGUCGGGUCCUUACAGGUGUUCCCGGAAGCUAUGCGAGGCUUUGAGCGAGACACACACGACGGCAUCAUCCUCGACGAUGUCCGUGACAUGGCAUUCCUUGCAGACCAUCAGGACAAACUGCAGGGGAAGUAUGACAGUCGUGUGGAGUUUGCCACAACGCCGGGAGGCACGUGUGCCUUCAGGAAGUACCUCUUUGCCAUACCCAUUGCUGUGACUGUGAACUACAGUACAGCAAACCUUCACUACCUCGACAGCCAUGACUGGCUCGGGCAUGAGGGCAAUCGGGUGCUCGUCAACUUCCCUGAGGUUCUUUCUGACGGCGCCGUGCAGCUCGCAGCCGUUGUAGCCUCGAUCAUGCCCCUUGUUAGCGACGUCCGGCAUCCGCAGUCGUUGGAUUUUGCGAACGAACGCAAGACCCUACUCCUGCGUGAUGUCCAUGGCUUGUCCUGGGCGGCCAUCCAGAAGCAGGUUGUCAACCUACGCGGAGAGACCCCGAGUGUACGCCUACUGCAACGUCUACACCAGGACGUGAACCGGGACUUAGGGCGUCGGGUCUACAAGUACAGCAACUGCGGCCGCAAAGCCACGAAGGCCACAGCUGCUGUGCAGAAGUACCUCGUCGGCCGUUUGUUGGUGUUGCGAAAGCGCACCACGUGCACAGCAGCAACGCUUCGGCGGGAACUCGUGGCCAACAAGGGUGUGGACUUGGACGAGUCCACGAUCCGCAAGAUUCUCCGCGAUCAUGGGUACAAGUGGCUUCCCCGCGCGCAGAAGCGGAAGUACAGUGCAGCAAGGAAGAAGGAACGACUGAAGUUUGCAAAAGCAGUGCUGCGCCUGACAAAGGCAAAGCUACGCGAGAAGCUCUCCAUGGCCAUGGAUGGUGUCAUUCUUUCCUUGCCGCCGCGAGAUGCAACGGAGCGGGCGAACUACUGUGCCCACGGAGACACACACAUGUGGAGACUUCCUGGUGAGGCCGCUUCCGAGCAGCUGGCAGGCCAGGAUCCCUAUCCGUACCAGAUACCCGCCGACCGGGUCGUGCCGCUGUGGGGAGGACUGUCGGAAGGUGGCUUCGCACUUGUCACGUUUCACCAUGCGCGCAAGCUCACCUCUGCAGAGUGGUGUCGCGAGGUGAGACGUGGCAAGUUGGCGAAGGCCAUACAGUCCCUUUCACCCGUUCGACCUGCUGGGCCCUGGACAGUCCUGUGCGACAACGAGGCUUUCUUGCACACGGCAGCCAGCAAGCGGGCCAUGGCCGCGGCCGGCGUCCGCGCGUGGCGAGAUUGUGAGGACCUCCGAAGGAGGCGCCCUCCAAUCGGCAAGAUGGCCUUCAAGGUGGCCGUCAGCCGGGAGUCUGCUGACGCAGACAUCCAAAGGGCCUUCCGGAAGGACACACAGCGUCUCAACGCUGCGCGCGACGCGUGGUCGGCAGCGGCAGCGCAAGGCCCUGGGCGCGGUCGACCGCGUGCGGCCGCAGUCCCAGCAGCAGUGGCAGAGCCCGGGUCGGGACUUCGUGUCCGAUGCGAGGCCGUGCUGCUGACCUACCAAAGCUGGUCGCCGGAUGUGGCUCUGCCUGCAUGGGAACGCUUCGGCGUUUUUGUCCAUGCGAACCUGAGCUCCUGGAGUGUGAAGCAUUGGACCGCCACGAUGGAGUCGAACGCCUGCGGCUCACACCACCUGCACCUCAUGCUUCAGUUCCACAAGACACAGGACUGUCUGACCUCCCGCUUCAUCUUCGAAAGCACGCGGCCCAACGCCAGCUCCCAUGACUACCUGGGUGAGGGAGUGUGCAAGAAGAAGCUACAGCAGAGCAUUGACAGAGGCAUGUUUUACGUCUGGGCCAACAAA
Messenger RNA from Symbiodinium necroappetens, 2235 nucleotides. Lineage: Eukaryota; Dinophyceae; Suessiales; Symbiodiniaceae. The record is from the annotation of a GenBank genome assembly.